GUUUCCCUUGCAUUUAAAGCUUCUUUCUUUCUUUCCCUCUAUGAAUGAGGGAAACAAAAUUCUUAGUCCUUAGUCCUCAUCAUCAAUAUUACCCUCCAUCACCACUUUGCAGUGUACUAUAAUCUUCAAUUCUCAACCAAAAAAAAAAAUAAUUUAUUUUUCAUUUUAUUAUGUUUCUAACACUGGUACAAAGAGAAAGUGUACAACAUUAUUAGUAUCUGAGUUUCCUUUCUUCUUCUUCAAGCUUUUGAAGAAAGAGACAUAUCAAGCUAAGAUCCACCAAGAAGGAAUUUUGGACACAACACUCUUUUUCUUUCUAUUCCUUUUUCUUUGUGGAUAAGAAAGGACAAUGUUGUCUCAGAAACAAGCAGAGGAAGCAAUAGUAGCCACCACCAACAGCUUCAACGAAACAGAACAUGAAGGUGGAGGUGGUGGUGGUGGUGGUGGUGUCAAUGGUGGAACAACAAGGGAAGGAGAAGAGAGAGAACAAGAUCACUCUAUGUUCAGUGUUAAGAGCUUCCUUUGGCAUGGUGGUUCUGUUUGGGAUGCAUGGUUCAGCUGUGCUUCAAAUCAAGUGGCUCAAGUGCUAUUGACUCUGCCAUAUUCUUUCUCUCAAUUGGGAAUGCUCUCUGGGAUUUUGUUUCAAAUAUUUUAUGGCAUAGUUGGAAGUUGGACUGCAUAUCUAAUUAGUGUACUCUAUGUUGAGUAUAGAACCAGAAAAGAAAAGGAAAAUGUUAGCUUCAAGAACCAUGUCAUUCAGUGGUUUGAAGUGCUUGAUGGGUUAUUGGGUCCAUAUUGGAAAGCAGCGGGUUUAGCCUUCAAUUGUACUUUCCUCCUCUUUGGAUCUGUGAUACAGCUUAUAGCAUGUGCAAGUAACAUAUACUACAUAAAUGACAAAUUGGACAAACGAACUUGGACUUACAUAUUUGGAGCUUGUUGUGCAACCACCGUGUUCAUACCUUCGUUCCACAAUUAUCGUAUAUGGUCAUUUCUGGGUCUUGGAAUGACUACUUACACAGCUUGGUACUUAGCCAUAGCAGCACUCAUUCAUGGCCAGGCAGAAAAUGUGACGCACUCAGGUCCAGCAAAGCUAGUGCUUUACUUCACCGGAGCCACUAACAUACUAUACACGUUUGGUGGACAUGCUGUUACUGUAGAGAUUAUGCAUGCCAUGUGGAAGCCUCAAAAGUUCAAGUAUAUAUACUUGUUGGCCACUCUCUACGUUUUCACACUAACGCUUCCUUCUGCUGCCGCCGUUUAUUGGGCGUUUGGUGAUCAGCUUCUUAACCAUUCUAAUGCUUUCUCUUUGCUCCCCAAAAACCGUUUCCGUGACGCCGCCGUUAUCCUUAUGCUCAUCCACCAGUUCAUAACGUUCGGAUUCGCGUGCACGCCGCUGUAUUUCGUAUGGGAGAAGGUGAUCGGAAUGCACGACACAAGGAGCAUAUGUCUAAGGGCACUAGCGAGGCUGCCAGUGGUUAUACCAAUAUGGUUCUUGGCAAUAAUCUUCCCAUUUUUUGGGCCCAUAAACUCAGCUGUUGGGGCACUGCUUGUUAGCUUCACUGUCUACAUCAUACCCUCCUUAGCUCAUAUGCUUACUUACAGAAAAGCCUCCGCCAGACAGAAUGCUGCAGAGAAGCCCCCUUUCUUCAUGCCAAGUUGGACAGCAAUGUAUGUAUUCAACGCAUUCAUUGUGGUGUGGAUAUUUGUGGUUGGGUUUGGGUUUGGAGGAUGGGCCAGCAUGACCAACUUUGUUAGGCAAAUUGACACAUUUGGACUCUUUGCCAAGUGCUAUCAAUGCAAGCCCCCGUUGCCUCCGCCGCAUCCUGCGGCCGUUGCACCACCGCCUCUUCACCGUCAUCACUAGACACCGAGCUGACUCACUCGUCUCUACCAUUGCUACUAAGUAUAUUAUUAGAGUUCAGCUACAAUCACAUUUUCCUUUCAAUACUUUUGUAUCAUAUAUGGGGGAUAGUGGUAAAUACUUCCCCCACUUUUUUAUUUGAUGUGUGCUAGCUGGCUUUUUCUUUUUUCUUUUUUUU
This is a messenger RNA of Arachis ipaensis, 2039 nucleotides long. Its product is annotated as auxin transporter-like protein 2. The record is from RefSeq and is a predicted model, not a curated record. Lineage: Eukaryota; Viridiplantae; Streptophyta; Magnoliopsida; Fabales; Fabaceae.